Messenger RNA from Hemicordylus capensis (graceful crag lizard), 2321 nucleotides. RefSeq names its product SLAM family member 9-like. The transcript is spliced from 7 exons. The record is from RefSeq and is a predicted model, not a curated record. The coding region runs from base 181 to 1203 and encodes 340 amino acids. NCBI's taxonomy places the organism in Eukaryota, Metazoa, Chordata, Lepidosauria, Squamata, Cordylidae.
AGCUACAUUGUGUUUGCAAAGUCACUUAUUUGGAGGGGGAAGUUAGAAGCACAUUUCUGAUCUGAUUAACCCAGUUCCAGAUAUACCCUCUUUUGUAUAAACUAGCGGUGAUCAACAAAGGCGUCUGGAUAUUUAGGAAAACUUCUACGCAUAGGAGAUAGAGAUGGUUGUGAUUGUGAAAUGACCUCGCAGUAUCUCAAGAUCACUCUUCUGUUUGGAACAUUAGUCUGCACUUUCCGUGGCACUAUAUGUAAUCCAUUGCAAAAUCCUUCCCCCUAUGCGGUGAAUGGGGUCCUGGGAGGAACAGCUUUGCUCCAUAUCUCCUCAGCAAAGAAAGUGGUGAGAACUGAAUGGGGAUUUCAAAACAAAAGCAAUGUGGCAUUUGUGAUUGCUGAAUUCAGAGAUGGGGACAUGGAGAGGCCUAAUCCCAGUGACAGAUUUGGGAAGAGGCUGGAACGGCUUAAUGUGACCACACUACGCAUUAAAGACCUGGUGUUGGAUGACAGUGGAAUAUACAGGGCUCAUGCAAGGUUUGAUACGGCAGUGAAUGAAGACUAUACAUUCAAUCUCACGGUUCACAAGCCAGUUCCAGAACCAAAGAUAUCCCACCAUCUAAUCUCUAAUGCUUCAGCUGGAUGCAAUGUGACCCUGAAGUGUCAGGUGCCGCCUGGAAAGGGGGACUUCAAAAUCUCCUGGAAAAGAGGGAACCCACUUGGUACUUUGGAAGGAAUUUCUGACUGGUACCGGGUUUCUGCCAGUGGCACAGAUCUCCAUUUGCUCUGGCAGCCCAGCAACUCAGACUCCACCUUCACCUGCUUGGUCAGCAAUCCUGCUGAUCAAAAGAGCAUCUCAUUCGAUUUGCUCAGCAUCUGCCCAAAUGAAGCUGAAAAUCAAGGAGGAGCUGGACAGAUGUGGUGGUGGUGGAUCCUUGUCCUGUUGGCUCUAAUCGGAAUUAUAGUGAGUGUGUUUAUUGGGAUAUGGAUGAAAAGGAAAAGGCCAGACAAGAGAGCUGUUAUCUCUACAAUGCCAAAGGAGGCGAACUCUCCCAACCUUCAGUAUGCAGAGAUCUCAAAAAAGAGGAAUCCCCCAGAAGGAGGGGACGACCAGGUUCCUGACCAUCUUUAUCCAUGCCUUGAACAGAAGCCUCCCACCAUCUAUGCCAUGCUCCAGACACCCGCUUGUCAUUCUGAACAGAUCACGUAAAGGUCUUUGAUCGGGACAUAUGGGCUGUAAGAAGAUAAUGGCUAGACUUCACUGAGAGACCAGGAGUUUCCAGACAAGUUCCUCUUAAAAUGCUUGUCAAAGGCGUAUUUCCUAGCUUUGUUUAGUAGGAAUGCUUCUGAAACAAUGCAUCAAUUCAGACUCUUUCUGAUAAGCCAUAGUCCAUAUAAAACUGACAUUACACUCCAUUCUCCCUCUGAACUCCAAUGGCCACUAACUGUCAUUCUUCCCUGCCUGCCAAGCCAGCCUGAGAAGUAAAGUUUCUCCUCCUGAUCAUAUAUAUUUUGCAUAAGUCUGCAUUAACACCGUCACUUAUUAACUCCAUGUGGUCUGUUACACUGGAAUGGGACUCAUGAUCGUAAAUGGAGAUGAAAUCCAUGUUUGGUGGUUGUGAAUUAGUGCCCAGCCCUGCUCUCCCUCUGUUCUUAUUUCUCUGGCGUCUCCUCUGAGGUCUCUCCCUGACCACCAUGAUGAAAGAAACAGAAUUACAAAGGCCCGAGGCUGAGAAUUCCUCUUGACCUCAAGUUUCUUUUCCCUGUCUGGUUUCAUAAUCAGAGGCAUAGGACACAAAUCCAUUUUUGUUUCUCUCUUCAGCAAGUAAAACUGUCUUAUACUGGCCUCACUGACCCAUCUAGCUUUCAUUUGAAUCUAGACUUAAUGGGGGUUACUGAAAUGUUGUAUCCUAUCCAGUUAUCUUUCGCAGUUUGUUUCUUUGGACAUUUGUGCCAAGGGGGAUCCUAUAGAGAGGAUGAGGGAGAAGUUGGAAAGGAAAAGGGAGGGAAAGGAGAAAAUGGAGUUGUUGAAUAAACCUUUAGUUGAAUCCAAAUAAGGUUCCCUUGUGUGUAUAUGAAGGAAACAACCAUAAAACAUGACAGUAGCAAUAUUAGCAUGAAUGUGCGAACCCAGUCAGGUGGGAACCUCAGAUAUAUUUUUAAUAUAUGUGCAUGUAUAAUUAUUGUAUAUAUUGUAAACAUUUGUAUCGUUCUCUUUGUCUUUGCUACAGUAUAUGCUUUUGGUUUUUUGUACUAGCUUUAGUACAAUACAUUCUAAAUGUAUGUAUCCAAAUAAAUAAAAUGAACAUGUACAGAAUUGCUCAUCUG